Argentina anserina (silverweed cinquefoil) is the source of this 2011-nucleotide messenger RNA. RefSeq lists its product as uncharacterized. The transcript has 2 exons. The coding region runs from base 1222 to 1929 and encodes 235 amino acids. Gene Ontology annotation, cellular component: plasma membrane. NCBI's taxonomy places the organism in Eukaryota, Viridiplantae, Streptophyta, Magnoliopsida, Rosales, Rosaceae. The record is from RefSeq and is a predicted model, not a curated record.
UUGAUUCCUGGCAUCACAUCAGCGACCGGUAACCGUCGUAUACCUCAGCCAUGUGUGGAGGCUGAUGCAUGCUCGCCACUUGUUGCUUCUGUAUGAUUGAGUGAGGUGUACGACUUCCAUGCGGUGGAUACUGUUGGUUGCGGGUGUGGAGCUCUGAUGUCACCUGGAGCCCUAGCUCCAUGCUUAGAGGUAUCAAUAAGGUCAACACCAGAUCGUAAUGCCUUGGAAGUUGGACCUUUACCUCUUAUAUGCAUCGGCAAGCAUGGAAAUAGACAAAUGGGCGUGGGAAGGGGAUGGUGAUGAUCACAUAGGCUGGUGUGAUCCUUAAGGGUGGCAGCAUAACCUUGUUUUACAGAGAAGAGUCUGAAGAGAAUAGCAACCACUAGACCUCAGGAUGAUGAGAUCUAGGACCAGUUAGGUUCGUGAGGGGACCAAGUGUGGGUCUUCAUUUCAUGUGAUCCGAGUCUGAGCAUAUUCACAAUGUGGGUUUUGAAGACGGGGGCAGGCUUUGGUUAUUGACCAUUAACUAAAUACUAGGGAAAGGGAAGUUGUACCUACCACACCAGGUUUUGGUGCAUUUCACGGUCUUCACCUACCCAGAACGAGUGUUGUAGAACAGUCAUAACCACCUGUAAGUGCGCUUAGUUAACUGGCCUAAUAGCUUGUUCUUAAGAGUCCAGGGAAGAGUUUAAGCAUACGAACAUAAUUGGACGAAAAGUUUGUUCUUCAAAGUCACCAGAAGAUUUUAGUCGGAUGACUAGUGUUCCCACAUGAUAGUGUCUUAAAACAUCGUUAAUUUGAUGUAUGACAAAUCUUCCCCAAUAGAAUAACUUCGUCUAAUAUUCGUUCAAUUCAGAAAGAGAUUGGGCACAUAUCAAACGAAGUGGUGGAGAGUGGACUCAAAGGGAGCUAUUGUUGCUUCCUGAAGAAAGUAGAGGGGAAAAUGACGAUUGUUUUGGGUACAAGUCCUGCCUGUCUUGUGUGAACCUAGUUUUGGAAAGUUUUAGUUUUCUCUAUAUACAAAGCUAAUGUUGUGGAGGCCCUGGUAUAAAUCUAGAAAAGAAUAAAGCAAAACACAAAGCUACAAUCUAAAGAAAGACAUCAAAUUCUCGCUUCUUGUACAAGUAGUACCAAUAUUGAACAAUGAUGAAUUGAUGAUAGCACAUUAGCUUAUAACAGUAGGUUAACUACAGAAACAUAAGCCUAAGAUGUUGAUCUGCCAUGGAUGUCAUCAGUUCAUUACAAAUUUCGGCUCACUCGUGUUUCCAAAAGCUCUGCCAUGCAUAUUCUUUCAAAAGAUCCUGUUUAUUUCUUCUCCUAUUUCUUCUUUUACCAGUAGUUUUUCUGGGUGUGGUUACAUUGAUCAUAAUCUUCGUCAUGAAGCCCCAAAAGCCAGUUUUUUCACUCCAAGAUAUAAGCGUGGAUUCGUAUAAGCUCAAUGCCUCUUUGGGUCCAACCUUGUUUGUCUCAUCAGUGAUCACAAUGACCCUUAAUGCUCAAAAUCGUAACAAAGUUGGUAUCUGGUAUACUUCUUCCCACCUCGAAGCUCUUUAUGAUGGACUGCCUAUGGGAACGAUUCGGAUUCCCGGUUUUCUUCAACCUGCUCAUAGUAGUAAUGUGACUGUGGAGACGAGGCUUCUAUUUCCAUGUGUGAAUGCCAGCCAAAUUUUAGUAGAGGCUUCAUUGCAAAAGGAUCCCAGGAAAAACACGUUUCAGAUGAAAAUAGUUGGUGAUGUUGGAGCUCACCUGCUGGUAUUUCACAUAAUCCUUUUAAAGAUCAAGGUUGGUCUGGAGUGUGACAUAAACAUUGAUUACAAAGAACUGACCAACAGAAAUGAAGUUUACAACACCAUUGGAUCUUUUCCGGCGUCUUUUGUUACCAACUCCCAGUCCUUGUUUAUGAACUGCACAUUGGCUUUGUACAUAUAGCUAGUAGAAAUGAAAAUUACUGAAUUGACAGAAAACUUGAACAUGAAGUUCUCCUUAUGUGUUACAGUUACAGUUUGUUAUG